AUGUUAUGUUCACGGGUUAAGUGUGACUUUGAUUAACUUUAUUAGGCAGAUAUUGAGCUUUGAAAUCUAUCUCGAAAUUGUAUCGUAUGUCUGCUAUAACGCAAAAUUAUAGCAAAGUGGAGGCCUUCGCAAAUGUGAUUGAUCAUAUCUCAACUGCAUACUACCAUCUUGUACUGACAUUUGUCGCAUGCAUGUAUUUGACGUAUCACGCUGCAAUGCACAAUAUUUUUUUAAUUUUGAAUUUCAUUCCUGGCAGUAUUAUGACUAACUAGUUGAUCAGCGUAACCUGAAUAAGUGUGACUUGAUGCACUUGACCAUGCAUUUAAACUUGAAACGCACAUGCUUAGCACCUGCCAAGAUUUACUCAUAUACGAUUUGCAAAAUCGCGCAAGGAUACUACACCCACAUGAUCAUGGACUUCUUGACCCCCAAAUCGAGCUCGCGACUACCACAUCGGUUUGCUUCUAGCUCAAUCAGGAUACACCAAUCUGUCCAUGGUGACAAUGCAUAUAUUUAAACGGUAUAAGUAGUUGCAUAGCUUCCUUGUAACCUUUGGAUCCUCGGCCUCGCCGCAAUGCGCAGCGAAUUCUCGACUCCUUGUUUUUAAUUCAUCCAAAUCAGCCACAGCAUUAUAAAAUAGUAAUUUCAUUUGUCACUACACAUCUUUUAUGCUGAACAAUAAUGGAUUCCCAUAAAUUGAUUCUUGUAUUUGCCAACGUAAAACCUGAAGCUUGCUAGUUGUCUCCCGUUCGUACGACACAAACUAGGGUCUAAGUGUGCUGGUCGCUGCAUCGUUGGUUUUGACCAGGUUUCUUGACAGUGAUUAAUCAAAUGAUCAGUAAACGUAGUCAUGCAUUCACUUCUAAAGGACUCCAAUCGAAAAAUAGCAUCGACAUCCUUGCUAAGCUUUCCAUGCGUCCUCAUCAAACAAACUUUUACAGUUUUCAUCCGUGACUUUGACCUUGUUAUGCUAGCAUCCUUUUUGUUGCAUCAUAAAACAAAUUGACAAUCCUUCUAUUGCAAAGUAAGUACCAAACAGAUAUGUAAACCCCACCCGAAUCUCAGCGCACAACGCUCACCUUCUUCAAAGGCUUCAGGGCUCGCGUUCCCUAUCAGUCGAUGUAUCCCAGAGCUUCUUGAACAGUCACAACGUUCCGCUCACCGCCACAUGGGCUUCUCACAUUAA
Molecule: messenger RNA, 1186 nt
Organism: Plasmopara halstedii
Lineage: Eukaryota; Oomycota; Peronosporomycetes; Peronosporales; Peronosporaceae
Exons: 1
Coding region: 87-272 (61 amino acids)
Source: RefSeq, a predicted model, not a curated record